AUGAAUCCCCUCUCUCGACACACCACCGACACCGACCCCAACACCAACACCCACACCGGCACCGCCAAGACGACGACGAGCAGCGCCAAUCGACCGUUUCCCUCUGACCCUGCCUCGCCGCCGACGUCGGAGCUCGCCUCUUGGGUCAACCAGGUCCGCCAGCGCAACCAAUCCUUCACGUCGAGCCACCAUCACAACACCACCUCGUCGGCAUCGCCGAUCCGUGCAGCCGGAGGAGCAGCAUCAGCAACAUCAGCAGCAGCGGCAGCCUCGCCCAUCUCGAGCGCCUCGGAACUGGAGCAGGACUUCCACAGGCAGCGACAGGAGCGGCAGAGCCGACGCAACCGUCUCAGCACCUCGGGCGUGCGCGGCAUCACCGACUCGCCCCUCUCUUCGCCCGUCUCCGAGUUUCCGCCCGCCUCGCCCGCCCGCAGCCUCGCAGGCGCCCACGGCACCAUGAUCGGAGCGCCCCCCGCCCACCAGCAGGGCAUGGCCUCGGCCGCCGCAGAGCGUGACAAGCCCCCGUCGUCGUCGUCGUCCAUCGGCUCGCCCAACCUUGGCUCGCCCCACGUCCGUCGCGCCAACUCGCUCCUCUCGCGGUACGGCGGGCAGUACGGCCCCACGGGCGUCGCCGCCGGGCCCAAGUCGGCCUCGGACUCGCCCGUCUCGCUGGCCAACUUUAUGGGCGGCAAGGCUUCCGGACCUCGCCUGGGCAAGCUGGCCGGCGAUGGCAAGAGUGCACCGCCAGAGGCCUCCGAGAUCCACGAGAGCCGCUGGGUGGCGCUGCCCGGCCUCGCAUCCGGCGGCGGCGGCGACCACAGGGACGACGUCGCCGCGCCGCCCUCGCCCUCGAUCGGCCUGUCGACCUCGCCCCGCAAGGCCUACAUGGACCUCAUCGAGAGGCAGAAUGCCGACUCGGCCGCUUCCGCCAUCCAGCGCCCGCCCAGUCCUUCGAAGCCGUGGGAGCGCCCCACGACGACGGCCGCCUCGCCGGACGAAGUGAUGCGACCCCGCUCGCCCUUCAAGCCGGCAAGCGCCAUGGCGCCUCCGUCGCCCGCCAAGGCGACCUCGUCCGCCGUACAGAUCCCCGCCGCGAGCAGCCGACUGAGCGCGGCCGGCGACGGUAGCCACACGUCCCCGCGCAAGGAUGCCGCGACCAGCCCGCUGAAGCCCGAGGAUGUGCCGUUUGCCAAGACGGUCACCGCUUCGCCUGCCCUUGGGUCGGGCCGCACCGCUGGCUUGACCAACCGAGCCUCGACCUAUCCGGCCGCUGCCACGUCCGGCGCCUUCCCGCCGUCUCCGCCCCUUCCGCAGGAGAGCCAGCGGUCCUCGACCUUCUCCGCGACGCCUCCGCUGUCGCCCUCGCCGUCGGGCGGCGUCGUCGACCGCAACCCGACCGCUUCGCUGACGCGCCUGAGCGCCAAGAAAAUGGUCGGCCAGAGGAUCCGCGAGGCCCAGGAGCGCGACGUGCUGGCUCAGAGAGAGACCGAGGCCGCCAGUCCCGCCGCCAGCCCGGCCGUCGGCGUCGGGGCUGGCCUGAGCAAGUACGGCGGCAGCGCCCACGGCUCGAGCGGCGUGCGCGAUAGGUGGCCCGCCGGAGCCUCUGGCGCUGGAUCCAACGCGUCCACGCCCUCGAUCCUCGACGAGAGGAAGAAGCAGCUCGGCGGCAGUGGCAGCGGCGGCGGCUGGUCGCCGUCCAAGUUUGGCAACGCCCUGCCCGGCCUGGCUGGCCGGUCUCCACCCAAGUCUUCUGCUGCAGCCGCUACCUCCGGCCUGGGCAGCUCGCCUUCGAAGCGCUACGCCGAGGACGAGGCCGACUCGCGCGCUGCUCCCGUCCGCCUCCCUGGCCUCGGCGGCGAGACGAGCCCGUUCAAGCGCUUCAGCGCCGCCGCCUCGUCGCCGACCAAGGAGGAGCGCAUCGACUCGGCGGCCAGCGAGGGCAGCGUGCUCGAGCCGCUGACCAAGGGUCGUGUCCGCGGACCCCAGAGGCGUCCCGCCGCGGCUGCCGCAGCGACCGGGUCCGCUUCCAGCACCGCGUCGUCGGCCCGGGCUGCAAUCAAGGUCGUCCCGCCCGCGUCCGGCUCAGGUGCCGGCGCCUCGGCCUUUGCCGUGCCCAGCAGCCCGCGCAAGGUCACCUCCGGCUUCGACGCGCCCAGCAGCCCGAGCAAGACGCAGGCGCUGGCCUCCAAGUUUGGCGGCAGUACCACGUCGGCCGCGGCUGUCCCGUCCAGCCCCAUCAAGACCUCUUUUGCUCCGGCAUCUGGCGGCCCUCGGAGCCCGACCAAGACGACAAUCUUUGGCUCCUCGGUGGCAGCGGCGUCGACCGACAGGAAGGCGACCGAGAGCGCUGCCCCUGCCCCUGCCCCGGCGGCUGCAGCUGCGGCUACGGCUGCCGCCCCGACCAAGCCGCCCCGUUCGACGCGCGGCAAGCGGGUCCACGUCCUCAUCUCGGGCUCCGGCUCGAACCUCCAGUCGCUUAUCGACGCCACGCUGCUCAACCCGCCGCCGGGCAUCCCGGUCAUCCCCGACGCGCAGAUCUCGUUUGUCCUCUCCAACCGCAAGGCCGCCUACGGCCUCACGCGCGCGAGCGAGUCGAACCCGCCCAUCCCGACCAAGGUGCUCGCGCUCAAGACCUGGCAGAAUCGCAACCCCGGCGGCACGCGCGAGGAGUACGACCGCGUCCUCGCCCGUGCCGUCCUCGAUGGCCCCGCCGACGAGGGCAAGGGGACGCCGCCGGACCUCAUCGUACUGGCCGGCUUCAUGCACAUCGUGUCCGAGGGCUUCCUCCACGCCCUUGGCCACAAGACGUCGCUUCCCAGCUCGACGCCGACGAUCGGCGUGCGCCCCUCGAAAGCGGUGCCCAUCAUCAACCUCCACCCAGCGCUGCCGGGCGCCUUUGACGGCGCCAAUGCCAUCCCGCGCGCCUUUGAGGCCUACCAGCAGGGCCUCACCGACCGCACGGGCUGCAUGGUGCACGAGGUCGUCGCCGACGUCGACCGCGGUCGCCCCCUGAUCGUGCGCGAGAUUGUCAUCCAAAAGGGCUGGGACCUCGCCAAGCUUGAGGACGAGAUCCACAAGGUCGAGCACGUCAUCAUCGUCGAGGGCGCCCGCCAGGUGCUCGAGGGCCGCCUCGAAGAGCUCGACCGCGAGCAGGAGGCGAGGGAGCAGGAGCAGCAGAGGCACCAGCAGAGGCAGAGAGAGAGUGACGAGCGGCUGACGCGGCAAAGGUCGGCGGCGCAGGGUCCGACGCAGCGCGUGCCCUCGCCGCAGAAGGCCGCGCCCAGGGCUCCGGUCAACCUCGACGAGGUGGUCCAUGUCAAAACGGCCGAGGACGCCGCCAACGUGGCGUUCAGGGCCGAGCAGGCGCUCAAGACGAGCUCGUUUGAGCCCGGCGCCAUCCUCGAGUACGGCGCGCCGACGCCGUCGACGGCGGCGAGCCAACAGAAGCCCAAAACCGUCUCGAUCGACGUCAUCAGCAUCGGCGCCGACGGGUCGACCAAGGCGGUGGAGCCUGCGGCCGGGGCAUCCUCCUCGGACCAGCGAGUGUCGCCCCUCGAGACGCUGUACGACGACGAGACGCUUGCCGUCGUGCACCGCUUCAAGGCGUCGAGCGGGCUGAUGGAGAACCGGGUGUGGGUGCGGCUCGGCCUGCGCUCGCCGCUCCACCCUGCGCAGCAGGCAGCCGCCGCGUCCGACUCGGGCGACGAGGUGCUGCAUCGCGCCGAGGAGCUCGCCAAGAGGUACGGAACCAAGCCGACGUUCGUGCCGGCCGGUUUCGAGGGCGUCGAUCUCGUCGACGGCAUUGGCGGACGCUGGGCCGUCGCGCGCCAGGGCAGCCGCGCCCGGUUCGACAGCAACGGCACCGCCCUCUACCGCGUCCGGGCGGCCGCCGCUGCUCCCGCCGGAGCUGAUCAGACGACGGUCACGCAGGUUGAUCUGGCCACGUCGAACCUCUGCUCUGGCGACAGUUUCGUUGCGGCCAUCCUCGGCAACAGCCUGGUCUGGCAUGGCCGAGGCUCGGAGCGCAAGACGCGCGAGGCUGCCCGCCGCUUUGCCGAGGCGCUCGAGGUCGAGGCGACGGGCAAGUGCGGCGGCCGCAUCGCCGAGAACAAAGAGGGCCGGGAGGACGGCUUCUUCUGGGAUCUGUUUGACAGGAGCCAGGCGUAUGCCUCGGCGUGGUACCACGGCCUGGCACGCAGCGUCUCGGCUCGAGGGUGGCGCGGUGCCGUGCAGCUGUUUGACCUGGGCCUGGAGCGGGGCACCUUGACGCUGCACCCGGCCAUCGAGCCGGACUGCCUGGGCCAGAUGGACCUGCUCUCUGCGCAGCGGCAGGACGAGGUGUCGCUGCUCAACCUGUCGAACCGCGAGCUGUUUGUCGUCGUCGGGCGACGCGCGCGGGACCAGCGCGUCAAGAUCCUGGCCGGAUGCAUGCUGGCCGACCGCCUGGCCGAGCACCUGGAGUCGCAACCGGGCAACGAGGCGGGCCGACCCGCGGCGCACGUCGUCGUGCUGCCUUCGCGCGUGCCCCGCGAGAUCCGUGCCGCCGCUCGGUACUGGUGCCAGACGGGCGACGAGCUCGACGGCGACGGCGACGGCGAUGGCGAUAUCAAGAUGAAUGUCAAGACGACGCGCGAGGCGGUCCGGGACCUGACGACGGACCGGUGGCCGAGGGAGAGGCUGCUCGACCCGUCCUACCUGCCCGUCGGCAUCGGCGAGGAGGACGUGGGCGCCGACGUGUGA
This is a messenger RNA of Pseudozyma flocculosa PF-1, 4740 nucleotides long. RefSeq lists its product as uncharacterized. The transcript is spliced from 3 exons. Lineage: Eukaryota; Fungi; Basidiomycota; Ustilaginomycetes; Ustilaginales; Ustilaginaceae. Gene Ontology annotation, molecular function: phosphoribosylglycinamide formyltransferase activity; actin filament binding. Gene Ontology annotation, biological process: 'de novo' IMP biosynthetic process. The coding region runs from base 1 to 4740 and encodes 1579 amino acids. Gene Ontology annotation, cellular component: cytoplasm. The record is from RefSeq and is a predicted model, not a curated record.